Molecule: messenger RNA, 1903 nt
Organism: Penicillium subrubescens
Lineage: Eukaryota; Fungi; Ascomycota; Eurotiomycetes; Eurotiales; Aspergillaceae
Product: phytoene desaturase family protein
Exons: 4
Coding region: 175-1830 (551 amino acids)
Biological process (GO): carotenoid biosynthetic process
Molecular function (GO): oxidoreductase activity
Source: RefSeq, a predicted model, not a curated record
CUCGGUAAUAUUACCACGCGGAGUUACACCUGUCAGGUCAGGAUCAAAGAAUGGACUGGACUUGGUAGUAACCAUUAACCAAGGGUUUAAUAGUUUGAUGGUUUGUGGUCGCAUAAACAAGAACAUUUUUUUGCUACACCUAGUUGAAAUCGGAACUUGAAGUUUGAACUGACUAUGGACCCGAUUAGGAAGAAGAAGGUGAUCGUCAUAGGAGCUGGAAUUGGAGGUAUCGCGACAGCAGCGAGACUAGCACAAUGCGGAGUUGAAGUUUCUGUCUACGAAAAGAACGAUUUUGUGGGUGGAAAAUGUAGUAACAUCACUCACGAUGGCUUCCGCUUUGAUCGAGGGCCGUCUCUAUUGCUCAUGACUGAGAUAUUUGAGGAAACGUUUCGUCAUUUGGGAACAUCAAUGUCUUCAGAAGGUAUUGACCUUCUCAAAUGUGAUCCCAAUUGCAACUUCUGGUUUCCCGACGGCGAAUGUUUCACGACAUCUACCGAUAUUGCUCGAAUGAAGCGCCAGUUAGAGCGACAUGAUAGCCGACAUGGAUUCGACGGCUUUCUUGCCUUUCUACAAGAAUCCCACCAACAUUAUCAUCAGAGUGUGAUUCAUGUGCUGAAAAAAGAUUUCCCUGGCUUCAUCUCACUCCUGAGGCCGGCCUUUCUGCGCUACCUGUUUCGAUUGCACCCUUUCCACACUGUAUGGCAAAGGGUUUCUUACCUUUUCCAAUCGCACAAACUGCGCCAGGUGUUCAGCCUCGCCAGUAUGUAUCUUGGUAUGUCGCCAUUUGGCACACCGGGCACAUACACGCUCCUCCAAUAUACUGAGCUUACUGGCGGAAUCUGGUAUCCUCGUGGUGGAUUUAAUCAAAUUGCGCGAUCAUUGGCCGACGUAGGUAAAAGGUUGGGUGCGAACUAUCAUCUCGCAUGUCCAGUGAAGGGCAUUGCUAUCUCUUCAGAUAAGAAGGCGUUAAGUGUCUCGUUAGAUACUAAUGAGAUUAUCGAAGCUGACGCUGUUGUCGUCAAUGCCGACCUGCUCUAUGCAUACCAGGAGCUUCUCCCAUCCUACAACUCGAAGCCGACUGUCUCAAGAAAGAAGGAGGAUAUCUCAUGCAGUGCUAUUACUUUUUACUGGUCAUUGUCUGAGAAGGUACCACGACUCGAAUCUCAUAACAUGUUCGUGGGACAGCCAUCUGGACAAGAACUUCCAGAUGUAUACUGGAACCGCAAUAGAUUGUCAAAGCCCUCUUUCUAUGUUCAUGUGCCAUCGAGAACAGAUCCUUCAGCUGCACCAGAAGGGAAGGACACAGUGAUGGUCCUCAUCCUGGUUGACAAUAUCGACACAUCGAAGACUCCCAAAGAAAACGAUAUCGAUGGCUUGGUGGCAGACACGCGCGAGUAUUUACUGUCAGCUAUCGAGAAACGAACAGGAAUCGUGGGACUCAAAGCCCUAAUCGAACACGAAAGCUUUCAUUCACCACCAACCUGGCAAGAUAUGUUCAAUUCCGACCGGGGCUCUGUGUUUGGACUCAAUCACAGUUUCUUCAACAUCCUCGCUUUUCGACCGCAUAUCAAACAUGACUUCAUUGAUGGGAUCUACUUUGUCGGUGCCAGCACGCAUCCUGGAGCUGGUGUUCCAACAUGCCUGUCGGGCGCUAAACUUACUGCAGAAAGGAUCCUGCAGGACUUGGAAAUUCCUAUAGCUUGGCAAAACGGGAGCUCUCAUGGCAAGAAGGAUCUCGGCAAGACCACUGCAUCUGGCUUUUGGCGAGCUUGGCCACGAAUUGCGUUACUUGGCGUGCUGUUGUUAAUGAUCGCACUAUGGCAAAUGUGAGCUUGCCAUCCGCUUUGUUUGUGAAACGGUCUUCGGGGGUUCCAAAAGCCGAUCUUCUUGAUCUUGUUGUGAU